UUAUGUUGAAUAAUGUUCAUCUUUUAUGUCUCUUUCCUUGUCAUUUGUGGCAGACUGAAGACUUUUGGCCACCGGACUAUUCCUCAACCAACCAGAUUGGAAAUCUUCAGCCUCGUAUUUUAUGAAAGAACCGUACAUUGGAGCAGUUAAGGCUUCAGACCCGGAAGAAUAAAAAAUGUACCUUCUCCAGACUACUUGUAAGCCAAGCUCCACUCCCAUCAACAUCCAAUAUAUAUAUAUAUAGAUAGAGAUGCAUAGUUCAAUAUGUGUGUGUGUGUGUCUCCUGCACUUUUCUUUGUUCUGUAUAUAAGAAAAGGAGAUUGAUCAUAAGAAGACAUGAAAGUUAUAACUGAGUUGUGCUAAGAACUCGGUCGGCAUGAAGGCUGUAUGAACACCUAGCAAGAGGCAAGAGACAGAAAUCAGAGAAAGGAAACUUAUAUAUGAUGGUGAUGAUCAGGACUUCGUUCUCUUGCUUCAUUAUACUAUGCCUCUUGGUACUUGUUCAGAGAUCUACAGCUCAAGCUACAACUGACCCUUCUGAAGUGACUGCUUUGAACACAAUACUGGGGAGAUGGGGCAAGAUGGCAUCAGCAAAAUGGAACUUCAGUGGGGAGCCAUGUAGUGGUGCUGCCAUUGACUCUACUGAUUUUGGCAGCUCUGAUUUCAAUCCGGCCAUCAAAUGUGACUGCUCCUUCUCUAGUGGCACCAUCUGCCACAUCACCCAGCUGAAGGUAUACGCCUUGGAUGUGGUUGGUACAAUACCAGAGGAGCUCAAGAAUUUGAUGUACCUCUUUGAUUUGAACUUGGCCCAAAACUAUCUAACAGGACCUUUGCCGGCAUUCAUUGGGAAUUUGACUGCCAUGAAAUGGCUGACCGUAGGUACCAAUGCAUUAUCAGGGCCCAUACCAAAGGAGCUGGGAAACCUGAAAAGUCUAAUCACAUUGAGUGUAGCUUCAAACAACUUCAGUGGUUCACUACCUCCAGAGCUUGGUAACCUUGUCAAUCUACAGGAGCUGCACUUGAGGAGCUGUGGAGCUAGUGGCGAGAUGCCACCAACUCUAGCAAAGCUUAAGAACCUGAAGAAAUUGUGGGCAAGUGAUAAUAACUUAAGUGGAAAAUUUCCAGAAUUCAUUGGGAAUUUGGAAAAUCUAAGCUCCUUGAGGAUGCAAGGCAACUCUUUCCAAGGUCCAAUUCCUUCAAGUUUUGCCAAUCUUACUAAAUUGACUGAUUUAAGGAUUGGAGAUGUCUUAAGUUCAGGUUCCUCUUUGACAUUGGUUAGCAACAUGACUUCUUUAAGCAUCUUGGAUUUGAGCUUCAACAAUCUAACAGGGCUGUUACCGAGCUCUCUUUUCAAUUUGACGUCGCUUAGUCACUUAUUUCUUGGGAAUAAUAGCCUGUCUGGCAGCCUGCCUGCUCAAAAGAGCUCAUUUCUUCUCAAUGUAGAUUUAUCCUACAAUCAACUUUCAGGAAGCUUUCCUUCUUGGGUUAGCCAGCAAAAUCUACAUCUAAACUUGGUGGCCAAUAACUUUGUGAUAGAUAAUUCCAAUAUCAGCACUCUUCCGCACGGCUUAAAUUGCCUUCAACGAGAUGCACCAUGCAAUCAAGGUUCCCCCAUCCAUUAUUCUUUUGCAAUAAAAUGUGGUGGCAGUCGGAACCUAAAGGCUUCUGAUGGACUUCUCUAUGAAAUUGACAAUGCGGACCUCACCACGUCAUCAUACUUUGUGGCUGAGCUAAACAAGUGGGCUGUCAGCAGUGUCGGCUGGUUUGCAGAUGCUUCAAAUUUUAGCUAUAUAAUCAGCAGUCAAUCUCAAUUCCAGAAUACUCUUGAUCCAGAACUAUUCCAGACUGCAAGGAUAUCACCUUCAUCACUGAGAUACUAUGGACUUGGUCUUCAGAAUGGAAACUACAGAAUAAAACUUCAAUUUGCCGAGAUUUUAUACUUGGAUCCACCUACUUGGAAAAGUGUGGGACGAAGAGUUUUUAAUAUUUACAUUCAGGGAAAACUUGAAGAGGAGAACUUUGACAUAAGAAAGGAGGCUAGUGGAGCCUCAAACACAGCAGUUAUAAAGGAGUUCAUAGCACCAGUAACUAAAAAUUUCCUGGAAAUACAUUUCUUUUGGGCUGGAAAGGGUACCUGUUGUAUACCUACUCAAGGCUACUAUGGGGCCUCUGUUUCAGCAAUCAGUGUAUCCCCUUAUGAUUUCACUCCAAAUGUAAGUAAUCCAGCAGCAACUACUUCAUCGAAGAAGAACAAUACUGGACUGGUUGCCAUUCUUGCAGCCACAGUUGUAGUUUUAAGUCUAUCAGUAAUCAUUGGAGUUGUUAUAUGGAAAAGGAGGCAGAAAAAUGACGAUGAAGAGUUGGUGGAAAUUAGUGCCAAAGCAGACACCUUCAGUUAUGCUGAGCUGAGGGCUGCUACUGGGGACUUCAAUUUUGAUAAUAAACUUGGUGAGGGAGGAUUUGGAUGUGUGUUUAAGGGAAAGCUUAAUGAUGGGAGAGUAGUGGCAGUGAAGCAAUUAUCAGAAGCAUCUCGCCAUGGAAAACGCCAGUUUAUGACAGAGAUUGCAACCAUAUCAGCAGUUCAACACAGAAACCUUGUGAGCCUCUAUGGCUGCUGCAUUGAGGGAAACAGGAGCCUCUUGGUUUACGAGCAUCUAGAGAAUGGGAGCCUUGAUCAGGCAAUCUUUGAUAAGAAGAUAUUUCUUGAUUGGCCUGCUCGGUUUGAAAUCUGUUUGGGAACCGCAAGAGGUUUAGCAUAUCUUCAUGAGGAAUCAAGGAUGCGCAUUGUGCACCGAGAUGUCAAGGCAAGUAAUAUUCUGCUCGAUGCUAAUCUCAACCCAAAGAUAUCAGAUUUUGGUCUGGCCAAACUUUAUGAUGAUAAGAAGACUCACAUCAGUACAAGAGUUGCUGGUACAAUUGGUUAUCUGGCACCGGAGUAUGCUAUGAGAGGACAUUUAUCAGAGAAGGCUGAUGUCUUUGGAUUUGGAGUAGUUGCUUUGGAAGUGGUUUGUGGAAGACGAAAUACAAAUGAAAGCCUUGAGCUAGAAAAGGUUUAUCUCCUUGAAUGGGCUUGGCAUCUGCAUGAGAGGAAAUGUGAACUUGAGAUGGUUGACCCCAUGCUACAAUCAUUUAACAAGGAAGAGGUGACCCGAGUCAUCGGCGUGGCCUUCCUCUGCACUCAGGCAUCACCGGCACUACGACCUCCCAUGUCAAGGGUGGUGGCCAUGCUAUCAGGAGAUAUUGAUGUAAAUGAAGUAACUUCAAGGCCUAGUUACUUGACUGACUGGCAUUCAAAUGACACAACGAAGUAUGCCAGCAGCAGCCAUGCCACUGAAACAUCAGCAGAAAUGUCUGUCCGUGGCCAAGACAUACUCCCAUCAUUGGAAAACAAAGAAAGCUUCCCACCUUCACCCUCUGAUCCAAUCCUCCAUAAAUGCAUGAAUGAGGGAAGAUUCUCCUUUUUUGCCCUGCUCGUGUUGUAUCUCAAGAUUGUCCUGUACUAUAGUCUGUUGUUGAACGUUAACAAAGCUGCACCUUUUGCCUUUGAGAACAGGAGCAUUGAACAAAGACAUGAACUUUCUUUUUCAACUGAGAUCUCAGAGACUUUCUUCCCAAAGCCUGCUCCAAAGCCAAACAAGGGACAAGAAAGGAAGUUUAGGAGGAUGAUGUUGGUGAUGAAAUCUUCCUUUUGUGGUGCUUUUUGUUUAUGCUUCAUCCUAUGUCUGAUGGUACUUGUUCAGAGAUGUUCAGCACAAGCUGCAACUGAUCCAUCUGAAGUGGCUGCAUUGAACACAAUUCUGGGAAGGUGGGGGAAGGCGGCGGCUGCAGGCAAGUGGAACAUCAGUGGUAAUCCAUGUACUGGUUGGGCCAUUGACUCAACCGACUUCGAAAAUCCUAAUUUCAACCCCGCCAUCAAAUGCGACUGCUCCUACGUCAACAACACCGUCUGCCACAUCACUCAGUUGAGAGUGUAUGCCUUGAAUGUGGUUGGUACAAUACCGGAUGAGCUGCAGAACUUGACACAUCUCAUUAAUCUGAAGCUGGAUCAAAACUAUCUUACAGGACCCUUGCCGGCAUUUAUUGGAAAUUUGACUGCUUUGCAAAAGCUGAGUGUAGCCAUUAAUGCAUUAUCAGGGCCUCUCCCAAAGGAGCUUGGAAACUUGAAGAAUCUGAUUGUACUGGGGAUAGGUACAAAUAAAUUUAAUGGUUCACUCCCUUUAGAGCUUGGAAACCUGAGCAACCUAAAAGAAGUGUACAUGGAUAGUUGCGGAGCAAGUGGUGAGAUCCCCCCAGCUCUAGCCAACCUCAAGCAACUAACUAUCUUGUGGGCAUCUGACAAUAACUUCACUGGUAAAAUUCCAGACUUCAUUGGGAGUUGGACAAAUCUAACCGUUUUGAGGAUGCAAGGGAACUCAUUCCAAGGUCCAAUUCCUUCAAGCUUUGCUAAUCUCACGAAAUUGACUGAUUUAAGGAUAGGAGACCUCUUAAGUUCAGGAUCUUCUUUGGCAUGUAUUAGCAACAUGACUUCCUUAAGCACCUUGGUCUUAAGAAACAACAAGAUAUCUGAUACUAUCCCUCAGGACUUCGCAAAAUAUACAAGUUUGCAAAUGUUGGACUUGAGCUUCAACAAUAUAACAGGAACAUUACCUGACUCUCUUUUCAAUUUGACCUCACUCAGUUACUUAUUCCUUGGAAAUAAUAGCCUCUCUGGGAACUUGCCCACUCAAAAGAGUUCAUCCCUUGUCUAUGUAGAUUUAUCCUAUAACAAACUCGCAGGAAGUUUUCCUUCUUGGGUUAGCCAGGGAAAUUUACAUCUGAAUUUGGUGGCAAAUAACUUUGUGAUUGAUGAUUCUAAUAGCAGCAUUCUUCCUUCAGGAUUAAAAUGUCUCCAACAAGAUAUACCAUGCAAUCAUGGUUCCCCAAUCUAUUCGUCCUUUGCGAUUAAAUGUGGUGGUAAUAGAAGCAUGCAGGCUUCUGAUGGAUUCGUAUAUGAAGCUGACAAUGCAGACCUCACCGCUGCAUCAUACUUUGUGACUGAGGAAAAUAAGUGGGCAGUUAGCAAUGUCGGUCGUUUUGCUGAUGCCUCGAACUUUAGUUAUAUUAUCAACACUUUAUCUCAGUUUCAGAAUACUCUUGAUACAGAACUAUUCCAAACUGCAAGGCUUUCACCCUCAUCGCUUAGAUACUAUGGUAUUGGACUUGAGAAUGGAAAUUACAGUGUAAAACUGCAGUUUGCAGAGUUCCUUUACCAGGAUUCAAGUACUUGGCAGAGUUUAGGACGGAGAGUUUUUGAUAUUUAUAUUCAGGGUAAUCUACAAGAGAAAGACUUUGAUAUAAGAAAGGAGGCUGGUGGAUUCUCAGAUAGAGCAGUUGUAAAGAACUAUGUAGUUCCAGUAACUAAUAAUUUCCUGGAAAUUCAUUUCUUUUGGGCUGGGAAGGGGACAUGCUGUGUACCUACACAAGGUUACUAUGGAGCCUCUGUUUCUGCGGUCAGUGCAUCACCUUAUGACUUUACUCCAACUGUGAGCAAUGAACCACCAUCUACUUCAUCGAAGAAGAACCACACAGGGUUGGCUGUAGGGAUUGCGGCUGCAGUUGCAGCUUUAGGACUGAUUGCAAUCUUUGGAAUCUUUAUAUGGAGGAGGAAGAGAAAGCUGAGCAGUGAUGAUCGAGAAGAGUUGCUAGGAAUAAGUGCCAAAGCAGAGAUAUUCAGUUAUGCUGAAGUGAGGAAUGCUACAGGAGACUUUAAUCCUGAUAAUAAGCUUGGACAGGGAGGAUUUGGAUCUGUUUAUAAAGGAAAGCUUUCUGAUGGAAGAGUAGUGGCAGUGAAGCAAUUAUUAGAAGCAUCUCGGCAUGGAAAACACCAGUUUAUGACAGAGAUUGCAACAAUAUCUGAAGUUCAGCACCGAAACCUAGUGCAACUCUAUGGCUGUUGUAUUGAGGGAAACAAUAGGCUCUUAGUUUAUGAGUAUCUGGAAAACAAGAGCCUUGAUCAAGCACUCUUCGAGAAGAAAAUUUUCCUUGAUUGGUCUACUCGUUUCGAAAUCUGUUUGGGGACAGCAAGAGGUCUAGCAUAUCUUCAUGAGGAAUCAAGGUUGCGAAUUGUGCAUCGAGACGUGAAGGCUAGUAAUAUUCUGCUUGAUGCUGAUCUCAACCCAAAGAUUUCAGAUUUUGGUCUGGCCAAGCUUUAUGAUGACAAAAAGACUCACAUCAGCACUAGAGUUGCCGGCACCAUUGGUUAUCUUGCACCAGAGUAUGCCAUGAGAGGGCAUUUGACAGAAAAGGCAGAUAUCUUUGGAUUUGGAGUUGUUGCUCUGGAGGCUGUUUCCGGUAGGGGGAACUGUGAUCAGAACCUGGAGCCUGAAAAAAUUUAUCUCCUUGAAUGGGCCUGGAAUCUGAAGGAGAAGAACUCUGCACUGGAGAUGAUUGAUCCAAUGUUGCCAUCAUUUAGCAAGGAAGAGGUUGGACGAGUAAUCAGUGUCGCCCUUCUCUGCACUCAGGCAUCACCAGCACUGCGACCACCUAUGUCACGGGUGGUCGCAAUGCUUGCAGGUGAUAUCGAGAUAAACGAAGUCUCUUCAAGGCCUGGUUAUUUGACUGACUGGAAGUGGAAUGACAUGAGUAAUUAUGCCAAUAGCAGCAGCAAUGCCGGAACAUCAACAGACAUUUCUUUCCAAACUCACCGAACCAAACCAUCCUUCGAAAUUGAAAACAAAGAAAGUUGUCCACCUUCACCCUCUGAGCCAAUCAUCCACAAUCUCAUCGCCGAGGGAAGGUGAGAUAUGUAUAUAUAUUGAUGAUGUUAAUAAAAAACUGCUGCCAUCGUGGCUUGUAAGAACACAAGAACACACAAGUUUGGUGAACAUUUGAUUGUUAUUCAA
This is a messenger RNA of Dioscorea cayenensis subsp. rotundata (Guinea yam), 6881 nucleotides long. RefSeq lists its product as uncharacterized. The transcript has 49 exons. Gene Ontology annotation, molecular function: ATP binding; protein binding; protein kinase activity. The record is from RefSeq and is a predicted model, not a curated record. Lineage: Eukaryota; Viridiplantae; Streptophyta; Magnoliopsida; Dioscoreales; Dioscoreaceae. The coding region runs from base 441 to 6779 and encodes 2112 amino acids. Gene Ontology annotation, biological process: protein phosphorylation.